Molecule: messenger RNA, 5651 nt
Organism: [Torrubiella] hemipterigena
Lineage: Eukaryota; Fungi; Ascomycota; Sordariomycetes; Hypocreales; Clavicipitaceae
Source: the annotation of a GenBank genome assembly
GGGAGACAUGCGCAUUGCAACAAGCAUCAGCCACUUGCUCCAAUCCGCAUCAACAAUACGUGCGCCGCCGUCAUAAAUACGGUGUCCCACCCGUAUAUCACUCGCUCAACAUGUACAACAGCUUCACCAGAAUUCAGAAUGUCUUCGGCUUCUUCACAACAGUAGCCUGCUUCUUUGGCGCCUUCAUCGCUGCCACGGACCUCUUCGCUGCCAGAACGCCAUCCGGCGUCAUCAAGGCCGACAGCCUUCAAGUUGUCAAGGGCCGCCCGCACUACUACAGCUCCAAGAAGGAGGAGUACGCCAUCAUCCGAUUCUCCCUCGACGCCGAUCUCUCGAGCCUCUUCCACUGGAACACGAAAGAAGUCUUCGUAUACGUAACAGCAGAAUGGCCUGGCCCUAGGAACACAACAAACUCUGCCGUCAUUUGGGAUAGCAUUAUCACGAAUCCUAGUGCCGACCAUCUCCAGAACAUUGGCCCCGUCGCCAUGAAGAAGCUCAAGCGUAGUGCUGAGGGCAAGACUGUUGACCCUAGCCGUGGCAUCCUGAAGCUCAAGAACCAGAAGCCCAAGUACCAGAUCACACACCCCAGCGGCAAGAUCGCGAGCACAGAAGACGUUACCCUGAAACUCAACUACAACGUCCAGCCUUGGGUAGGCCUACUUACCUGGAACAUGAACCAGAAAGUCGGGCUUUGGAAUACCAUUGAGGGUGGUGAAAGUGAAAAGGUCCAACUCCCAGCCUUGAAAGUGAAGGAUGCUAAGAGCACCAAGGACACAAAGAAGAGCAAGGGAAAGAAGAAGACGGCAUAAUAAGAGCUAGACCUGAUUGGGGAACAUGAUACAGAAAUAAAAAACAAAAUUUCACAAACCACAAUGACGUGUAUUAUACUUGGAUAGGAUUGUGUGUAUUGAUGCUAAGCAUAUAAGCGAUUGACAGAUUUGGGAGCUAUAUACUAUGUAAUAUCUUCGCAACUGGACAGCGUACCAAACAAGGCGGCCAAAGCAAUGCAGAGUAUAGCACUGACAGUGACAGUGUCCUAUAACCUCCAAAUUAUUCGUGCUUGGCUUGACCACCAUUGCCGUUGUUACCACCACGGCUUCUGUUGGGACCACCGCGGCCUCUGCCACCUCUGCCACGACCACGGUUUGAUCCGCGAGGGGCAUCCAGAGCCGCAGGUGGAGGCACAUUGCCGUACAUCUGGGCUGGUUCACCAGAGGCUGCGUUGCCGUGGCUAUUGCCUGUUGCUUGACCGCCACGGCCACGGCCACGGCCACCUCGUCCGCGGGAUCCGUUUCCGUUUGUGUCCUUGUUACCAUUGGGACCAUCACGAUAAACUAGAUUACUGUGGAGAAGGUUAGGAGCUUUACCUCCACGGCCAUUGACAGCACUGCUCCAUCCACCUUGGAGAGCCGCUGGCGCAUCGGCAUCUUUGUACUGGGCUACACCAACAGAGCCAUAAGAUCCAGUUGUAGACUUCUUCGUUUCGGCGUCCUUUCGCUGCUGGGACUUGCUCGAGGCAGAAAUGAUCUGCUUAUUGGUGGUAUUCAGCACGCUGGAUGCUGCGACGGUUUGUCCACGGAACAUGGGUGCACGUUCGCCCAAUGUGGUGCCGCUCAUGAAAGAGUUGUCCCAGACCACAUCUAAGAGUAGAGCGGUCGCGGUUCGGCUGAUGCCGACAACUGUGCCUCUGGUAGCAAGGGGAACCUUGCCGCGGUCAGCAACAAAGGUGACACGGUCACCCAGUUUGAAUGAUUGACUACCAAGGACCAUCUCAGCAUCACUAGGCUUCAAAAUGGCGGUUCGGGGCACACCACGAAGCUUGCGAACAUCAACCUCCUGAGCGGCCUUACCGGCAGCCUCGCCAGCCUGAGCAAGAGUCAUGACAAUCUCGGAGUCUAGCUGCUCGGCUUCCAAGGGAACCUUCUCAAACUUGCUAGUCUCCUGCUUCUUCAACCAUGAUGAAAUUUCUUUGACACGCUGAGAGGCAACAGCGGGAUCUUUCCACAAAUCUGAUUCGUGAACAUCACUCUUUUGUGCUUCUCGCUGAAUAGCAGCGAAGAAAUCAGGGAAAGUAACCAUGUAAUCAGCAAUGAGUUGUAAGGCAAGGUUGCUAAACUCCCAACCAGUGUUGGAUUUGCGAGAAUAGCCCAAGACCUUCAUCUUGCGGCCCUCAAAUUUAAGGUUGAGACCAAGAUUAAGUUUCAGGCCAGCAGAGCUGAGGACCUGGUACGAAGAGGUAAUCUUGCUCAGAAUCAACGGAUGAACGCCGAGCUGUUUGGCGACAGCAAACGAAGGGGUGUACUUAUUGUUGCGUUCCGCUUGCUGAAUAACUUGUUUGGCAAAUUCAGGCUCCUUAUUCUUGUUCAGAGAAAGAACGAGCUCCGUCUUGCCAUUGAUAUGGCCGGUGAUUUCUAGGGGGCGACCAUAGGCGUAAUCACCCAAGAAGAAUGCUCUCGUGCCAACAGGGAACUCUUCCUCAAUAGGCAAAGCAGCCCGCUCAAUGAAUCGCUGAUCUUCGUUGGUGACGCUAUCAACAAUAGUUUGUGAAGCAUAUGUCUUUCUGAUGCUGGGAUUCUCGGCAUAUUCUUUGAUCAGCGCGCCAUCAUCGGUCUUCAAGAGGCCCUUGAGCAUUUCCACCGUCACGAGCGUAUCCACUUGGCCAAUGGUGAUACCAAGGCGCUUAGCAUGCCAGUUUUCAAGGUGCUCAGACUCUUUGGCAAAGUCAGAUGCCUCUCGGUUGCUGUGAUCUUUCAUAGCAAUUGUCUUGCCAUCGUCUUGCAGCACAUAAGAGAAUAGCUCAUCCUCAAUCUUGACAAUUUUGGCCUCUUGAAGGAAUGGGUAUCCAACAAAGCAUUUCUGUCCUAGCUUAGCCUUCCAUCCCUCAGUGUUUGUUCGACUGGCAGUGUCUGUAAGUGUUACGACAACACUAGGGUUGCGGCUGUCUGCUUGGAAAACGUUGAUGCCUGCUCCCUCUACGAGCUGGGCAGUGAAGGGCAGGGUAUAGAGAGAGGGGAAACCAGACAACGCAUUGGCACUCAAGAGAGCCCCCUCAGUCAAACCUGACAGGUAUUUGCGUCCCUCCAUGUUAGGCAGCUCAAAGAUGUUCUCAAUGCAGCGACAUCCUUGGAUUUCGGGGAAGAUACCAGGGAGGGGCGAGGGAUAGACAAAGUUAACUUCCGACGAAUACGUAAACUUCAAUGGCACACCGAAGCCGUUGCGGCUUUUCUCUGCCGGAGUCAAUGCGUCAUUCUUUGUGGCCAUUGCAUCCAGGAGACGCUUCUCAUCAAUGAACGGGAUCUUCACAACAGCUUCCCAUUCCAUCUUCUUCCCAUUCAUAUCCAACUCGAAGUCUCGGGGGUAGAAGUCAAUGAUAGGCGAGGCAGGAUUGGUCAUGAGAUCGUGGUAUGCGACGGGAACAAUCUUUUUACUUCGGUCAGGAAGCACACCCAUGAGUUGUUCGUAGGGCUUAAACGGUUGACCCUUCUUGAAGUUCAUAUCCGCACCAAUGCCUUUGGAUACAUCUAUUCUGUCUGUUAGUGAUAUCCCCCUUUAAAGUCAUGCGAAUUAUAAACCUACCAGUGAUCAAUGGGGCGUAGUGGAAAGCGUAGAACCAAGGCCACGAAACAAUGCCCUUGUAGUAGUAGUAGAGAACCCAUUGCAAGCCUUGAACAUAGUUUUCACAGAGUCGAAUCUGCUCGUAUGCGUACUUGUCUUCUGGCCAUUCCUCGAACUUGCCCAAGUAGUAUUUGGUUUUCCAUGCCUUGUAGCUCUUCUGAUACUGUUCCUCAUACUUUUCGUCCGAGUUGGCGUCCACGACGAUGGCCUUGUCAUAAGACUUCAUGACGCGAUAGGCAGCGAGGUUGCCCUCUUCUUCGUCGUCAUCAUCGUCACCGUCACUGUCCAAUCUGGGAGGGAAAGAGAUGAUCAAGUGUCUGAAACCACUGUCGUCUUCCUUGGUGGACCAAUCUAGAUGCAUCGCGUCUGCGAUCUCUUGCGCAAACUUGCGAUCUUCCGAUUCGAGGCUCGUUCCGAGAUCGAGUACGUCGUUGGAUCGUUGCGCAACGUAGGGACGAAUCUUCUGCUUCCAGAGGUCUCUCUGGGUAGCAGUGAUAAUGCGCUGCCCCCCUUUGGAGACAGGCUUUUGGUUGGCCAUGGCCUUUUCUUGCAUCUUAAGCUCCAUUUGCUUUGUCGCGAACCACUUUUCAUCUGCCACAUCGGAUUCGAAUUGACGGAACUCAAACUUGCCCAACUCUCCAAGCAACAUUUCGAGCCGAGGAAGAUUGAUUUCACCAUCUUCGUGCAAAUAGCCCUCUACCUUGGGGAGGACACGUUUGUAGAUUUCAAACAUGGCGGCUAAAGCGCCUUCAUUAAUAUGCAGCCCCGGCAGGUUCGGUAAGAAAUCGUUACCGACGAAAAAGCCCAUGAGAAUAAAAUCAUCAAUAAUUCGUUCAAGAUCGUAAGGGAAGCUGAGGACGCCGGGUUUCUGCAAUUCUUGGAAUUCCAUGGCCAGAUAUUCUCGAACAAUGCAGAGAUGGAGCAGAUAGAAAUUCUGGUGCUCCAGUUCCUUGGAUUUGUUUUUGGAUGUGCGUCCAAAUGUGACUUCUUCACGCAAGAGACAGAAGUGAGGAUCGUGGCUGAGGAGACCCAGCAUGAUCAAAUCAGCGUCCAGUCCAUACAGACAGUGACGGAUAUUGGGGUUAUAUCCUGGCUGCGCCUUUGCAUUGCGGAUAUACUCCAUAAUUUUGUGUUCACCUUCACCAGGAACUUCAUGUCCUGACAAGACGAUUUCACAGCCUUGCCAGUCAGUAUCCUCAGUUACCUUUUUAUUGACAAAGUAUCGCAAUUGUUGAGAGAGCUUGGCCAUAAACUCGGUACCUGGAGUAAUACAGUUACUGUCGAAAGGUUCCUCCUUGGGCAUUUCAACGCCCUCUUUGAUUGCCUUUUCGCGCGCAACUUCGGCGUCGAGGGCGGUUCGGAAACGACGGGCACGUUGUUGGUUCAUUUUCGCUCUAGGAGCGACACCAUCAAUGGCCAUAAAGAAGAGUUGUUUUGGUUUGAUUUUGCCGAAGAGAUGUUCGAUAUAAUUGAAUAUCCGAAUGAACAUUUCUUCUUCGCUUAAACGAAAUGUAGUGUCUUCGCCCGCAUCCUUAUGGGUGCAGUUGUGAAUAAUACCGUUCAUAUCAAGAUAUAAGCAGUCAAAUUCGGGUAUACGGUUCUCGGCAAUGAGUUGAGAAAUCGAAGGAUAGCGCUCAGAGAGCCAUCUGAAGAACUUGGGGACACCCAUGGUGACUAGAGGAGGCGAUUGAGCAGCCUAGAGAUUGGCCACAAGCAGCGGUAGUGGUAGUUGGUAGUUUGUAGUGGUGGUUAAAGUAGGACGCUUAGAAUGGCGAACUACUGCCUGAUUGCAGUGUAGUAUGCUUUUGUUGCGUAACUGUGCAGGAUGCGACGGAGAGUAAUCGACGUGACGAAAUGCGCUCUUGAAAAAUAACGAGCUCGUUAGUCGAACAAGGCGAAAAAAGAACAGCAGAAAGGAUAAGAUAAACAAUCGACGUUACGCCGCAAAUAGCCUGCGCUCCCCAAAAAGCAAACAAAUCUUGCCGCGGAAAGGAGGAGGUGAUGGUUUGUUGUGUCGUAAGGAAGCCAAGCUGUGA